Molecule: messenger RNA, 1015 nt
Organism: Carlito syrichta (Philippine tarsier)
Lineage: Eukaryota; Metazoa; Chordata; Mammalia; Primates; Tarsiidae
Product: glutathione S-transferase Mu 2
Exons: 7
Coding region: 72-626 (184 amino acids)
Biological process (GO): glutathione metabolic process
Molecular function (GO): glutathione transferase activity
Source: RefSeq, a predicted model, not a curated record
CUCAGCUGGUCCACGCCAUCCGCCUGCUGCUGGAAUACACAGAUUCAAGCUAUGAAGAAAAGAAGUACAGCAUGGGGGAUGCUCCUGACUAUGACAGAAGCCAGUGGCUGAAUGAAAAAUUCAAGCUGGGCCUGGACUUUCCCAAUCUGCCCUACUUAAUCGACGGGGCUCACAAGAUCACCCAGAGCAACGCCAUCCUGCGCUACAUUGCCCGCAAGCACAACAUGUGUGGGGAGACAGAAGAGGAGAAGAUUCGUGUGGACAUGUUGGAGAACCAGGCUAUGGACACCCGCAUGCAGCUGGCCAUGGUCUGCUACAGUCCAGAUUUUGAGAAACUAAAGCCAGAGUACUUGGAGGGACUCCCUGAAAAGAUCAAGCUCUACUCACAGUUCCUGGGGAAGCGACCUUGGUUUGCAGGGGACAAGAUCACCUUUGUGGAUUUCCUUGUAUAUGAUGUCCUUGACCAGAACCGUAUAUUUGAGCCGAAGUGCCUGGACGCGUUUCCAAACCUGAAGGACUUCAUGUCCCGCUUUGAGGGCUUAAAGAAGAUCUCUGCCUACAUGAAGUCCAGCCGCUUCCUCCGAGGCCCUCUGUUUGCUAAGAUGGCCAAAUGGAACAAUAAGUAACGCCCUGUGAUGUCAGGAGAUGGGUGGGAGAACUCGGCCCAGCUUGUUCCUCGAGACCCUGAAGCCCAGCCUGACUCCCUGUACCUCGGCUCCAGUCUUCUGGUUCCCCUGUCUUCUCAACUCCCUUCUCUUUCCCAGGCUUUAAUGAGUCCCUUCCUUCUACCCUGAUCCCUUCCCGAUUCCUUAAAGCUUCAGCUCCCACUCUCCCCCUCCUAACGUUGCCCUUUCCUGGUCUCCUGCCAACCUGACCAUCUUUCCUGUCCAUUGUUGCCUCUCCUUUGAGGAGCCAGACUGGUCUCUGAGCUCCGCAACCCUGCCCUGGAAGACCAGCACUGCCGGCUUGGUCCCUACCCCAUCCCUGUCUGGUGUCCAGUAAACCCUAAACCACA